This is a messenger RNA of Owenia fusiformis, 1104 nucleotides long. Lineage: Eukaryota; Metazoa; Annelida; Polychaeta; Sabellida; Oweniidae. The record is from the annotation of a GenBank genome assembly.
GUUAUGGAGAGCACUACAACUCUUACUAGAGUCUCCAGCCAAAAGGAGAUUGGAGUUUGAAGGUCAGGGAUGACAAAAUGUUGGUUGCCCACCUUAGGGCUAUACCUAGUACUCACCAUACUACUCAAACAUGUAUCUGCUCAGGACACAGUCGACUUGUACAUCAAAUAUUUCCAACCUAAUCCAGCUAUGACAGAUAGUGACAGUUUCAUAGCUGUACAACUUGAAUUAGGAGUCGACCUGCAAGGGGCAGCUACCCUCGAGGGGCCUCAGAAUUAUACACUCAAGCUAUACCUGUCAACUGAUGAUAUAAUAGAUCCAGCAUCAGAUUAUGAGCUUAAUACUGUCCCAGCCUCAUUUUCCCAGAUAGAAGAGACACAUGAGUUCACAGAAUCAGGAUUUCUAGAUCUCUCUGGCACAGGUCUCGGUAUACCAGCUCUGCACCUUGAUGCUUCAACUGAGAAAUACUGUGGGGCUACAUACAUAGGAGUCUUUGUUGAUAAUGGAGGUGGAAUAUAUGAGACACAUGUAGAGAACAACUGGAAUGCACAACCAUUGAAGAUAGUUUGCCCUGGGGAUAUAUUCUCUAUCACUGAUGUAUCUGUUGACUUGGGCACAUAUCAGACUGAGCUGUUCCCCAGUGCCUCCACUCCUGUCACCCUUAAUGCCAAAAUCUGCUUCAUGGACUCUACCAGGGAUUUUCUCCCAGAGGGAGAGAACAACUACAGAAUCAGACUCUUUAUGCACACACACAGUGAUUUCCUCACUGGCAGUCCCCUGGAAGUGACACAACCUGGUGGACCCAUUUUUCCUGUUGGUGUGUCCCCAUUGGACUCUCUAUACAACAGUCAAGUGGUCUUACUAGAUGGUAUGCGCAUGACUAUCAGUGGGGAUAAAUUCGCUGCAGACAACAUGUAUACACACCUUAUUGUGCAUGUGGAUGUUUCCACAGAUUCUGCCACAUUAGAUGACAUACGAGGCAAUAACUUUAGGGCUAUCCCUAUUGUUGUGUCUGGAUUCUUACCAACUCAGCAAGUGGAUUAUCAGGUGCUUGAGUUUGAUGUGGAUCAGGAUACGAUUCUUGCUGAUGGGUCCUUUCUUCCA